Molecule: messenger RNA, 1324 nt
Organism: Phycodurus eques (leafy seadragon)
Lineage: Eukaryota; Metazoa; Chordata; Actinopteri; Syngnathiformes; Syngnathidae
Gene: hoxa10b
Product: homeobox A10b
Exons: 2
Coding region: 1-990 (329 amino acids)
Biological process (GO): regulation of transcription by RNA polymerase II
Cellular component (GO): nucleus
Molecular function (GO): DNA-binding transcription factor activity, RNA polymerase II-specific; RNA polymerase II cis-regulatory region sequence-specific DNA binding
Source: RefSeq, a predicted model, not a curated record
AUGUCGGGCAGAAAGGGCGAUCUCCAGCCGAGCACAGCCAUGACAUGUCCCAACAACCAGGCUGCCAAUCCCUUUUUCGUGGACUCGCUUAUCAACGUCAGGGGCGAUGCGGGCUCUUAUUACCACAGCAACGGCGUGUAUCUGCCGCCGGAAUACUCCUACGGACUCCCCGGCGGCUUCGCCGGCAUCGCCAAGCGCGGCGAGGGGAGCGCGCCGAGCGGGGUCCCGGCUUCCGCGCCCUACGCUCCCGGGAUGGAGACGUGGCUGGAGGCGUCUCGCCCGUGCAGGGUGGAGCAGCAGCACGCGAGCCAGCAGUGCUCCUUCUCCGCCGCCGUCAAGGAGGAGAACGCCUACUGCCUCUACGAGUCCGACAAAUGCCCCAAAGGAGCCGCGGUGGAGGACGGCGCUUUCCCCGGGGCGUCGUGUCCGCUCACCGGCGGCGGCACCGUGCCGGUGCCGGGCUACUUCCGCCUGUCGCAGACCUACGCCUCCUCCGGGCUUUACCACCAAGCCCAGCCGAGCGUCCAUAACUUCCCGCCGCAGAGAUCCCCCCGUGCGCCCGCCGCUUCCUGCGGGCCGCGGGAGAGCCGCGAGGCGGCGCCGGCCUCGGAGCCCCGCGUCGCCCCGGCCAGAGAGGAGGACGGCCGGCUGUCCACCGAUGACGGCUCGUCGUCCCCGGAGGCUGCGGACGAGUGUGAAGAAAAGCCCGCAAAAGAUGCUGGCAAAGCGGAGGGUCCGGCAAACUGGCUGACGGCCAAAAGCGGCCGGAAGAAGCGUUGCCCGUACACCAAGCACCAGACUCUGGAGCUGGAGAAGGAGUUCCUCUUCAACAUGUACCUGACCAGGGAGCGGCGCCUGGAGAUCAGCCGCAGCGUGCACCUCACCGACAGGCAAGUGAAAAUCUGGUUCCAGAACAGGAGGAUGAAACUGAAAAAAAUGAGCCGGGAGAACAGGAUCCGGGAGCUGUCCGGAAACUUCGCUUUCUCCUGAGACUUGCGCAGGCGGACGCGAACGCAUCUUCGUCCCACCGGACUGCAGGGAGAAUCGACAGGAACCCCCUCCCCCCACACCCGACCCCGCCGGGCCCCCUCUAUCCAAGGCUAACUUAUUCAAUGUUAUGAUUUCCGCUUUUCAUCGUCGUGGAUGUGUAUUUAUAUCAAUGACAUUUGUAACCGUUGUGUUUGCAACGUUCACCAAUGUGAGCGCAAUGUACAUAAUGUAUAGUGAAAGCGUUGCUAUGUGCAUGCAGAAUUAUACCCAGUCGGUGUUAGUAAGAGAUCUGAGUCAGAGUAUUUGCACACUUUUGCUGGUCAUCGUCAGCAUC